Podarcis muralis (Common wall lizard) is the source of this 1810-nucleotide messenger RNA. RefSeq names its product arginine and serine rich coiled-coil 2 (gene RSRC2). The record is from RefSeq and is a predicted model, not a curated record. NCBI's taxonomy places the organism in Eukaryota, Metazoa, Chordata, Lepidosauria, Squamata, Lacertidae.
AUCUCUGACCGCUCUCCGCCGCCGAGGCGUCGCGGGCGUUGGAGCCGCAGGGAGGAGCCGGAGCUGCCGGGCCGGCCAGGGGCCGCCUUUCCCGACCCCCGACAUGGCGGCUAGUGAUACAGAGCGAGAGGCAAUAGCCCCAGAGAAAUCAUCUCCUGAUAGAGAAAAGAAAAAAGAUGCAUCUAAUUCUCCUAGAACUUCAAAACAUCAUUAUUCAAGGUCACGUUCACGAUCAAGAGAGAGAAAACGAAAGUCAGAUAAUGACGGGAAAAAGUACAGAAGUCGGAGCAGAAGCAAAGAGAACCAACUUCUUCUUAAAACAGGCAAGAAGACAUGGGUCCAAAGAGAAGUCCUCGAAGAAGCACAAAUUUGAAGACCAUAACGACAAAGAACACUCUUCUGAUAAAGGAAGAGAGAGCCUGGGCACUUCAGAAAAUGGUGAGGAACGGCAUAAGCGCAAGGAGAGGAAAUCCUCAAGGGGACGAAGUCAUUCAAGAUCUAGGUCUCGUGAAAGGCGUCACCGUAGUAGAAGCCGUGAUAGAAAAAAGUCACGAUCUCGAAGCCGAGAUAAAAAGCGACGUGUAAGAUCACGUUCUAGAUCAAGAUCUAGACACAGGCAUCGGAGCAGGAGCAGAAGCAGAACUAGGAGCAGGAGCAGAGAAAGAAAGAAGAGACCUGAAAAGCCCAGAAGAUUCAGUAGAAGUCACAGCCGAACUCCAAGUCCACCUCCUUUUAGGGGACGGAACACAGCAAUGGAUGCACAGGAAGCAUUAGCUAGAAGAUUGGAAAGAGCAAAAAAACUGCAAGAACAGAGAGAGAAAGAACUGGUUGAAAAACAGAAGCAACAAGAAAUGGCUGCUGCGGCUGCUGCCACCGGCACUUCUGUCAUCAAUGUUGCAGCUCUUCUGGCCUCUGGAACACAAGUCACUCCUCAGAUAGCUAUGGCAGCUCAAAUGGCAGCCCUGCAAGCAAAGGCCCUGGCAGAGACAGGAAUAGCUGUUCCAAGCUAUUAUAAUCCAGCAGCAGUAAAUCCCAUGAAGUUUGCUGAACAGGAGAAGAAGCGGAAAAUGCUGUGGCAAGGCAAAAAAGAAGGGGAUAAAUCACAAUCUGCAGAAAUCUGGGAGAAACUGAACUUUGGAAACAAGGACCAAAAUGUCAAAUUUAGAAAAUUAAUGGGUAUUAAGAGUGAAGAGGAAGCUGGUGGUAGUAGUUCGGUGGAUGAAGAAAGUUACAAGACUUUGAAACAGCAGGAAGAAGUAUUCAGAAAUCUAGAUGCACAAUAUGAAAUGGCAAGGUCACAAACACACACCCAAAGAGGGAUGGGAUUGGGAUUCACAUCUUCGAUGCGAGGAAUGGAUGCUGUUUGAAAGAACGUGAUCUUAAAGCCUGGGACUUUGUCAAAGAUGAUUGUUCAGAUAUUGGGUCCUUGUUCACCAAAGGCUAGCAUUCUAGCUUGCAUGGGGUGUUGCAUUGACUUUAAUUUAUUGACAUUACAAUUUUUGUAAAUAUCAGAUCAGUGAUAACUGGUGUUCCAUGUUGUAAUCAGGUUAUACUCACUUCCAUUAUACUUGACAGAGCUGUAGGAGGACAUUUUUAGUUCUGUAUUUCAAAACAGAACAGGUGAGGAUAAACUCAUACAUGGAUAUUUUGUGUCCACUGUCUUGUGUACUUUUGUACUUUAACCUUGUACAGUUAUUUUCAACUCUUGAAACAUAAAACACAUUGUGUAGGUGUUACUCUAGCAGACUGGGCCAGUGGGUGCAUAAUGCAGUGCAAAAACCUGGUUAAUAAAAAUGUUUUUUCUCAAAUA